Molecule: messenger RNA, 1170 nt
Organism: Epithele typhae
Lineage: Eukaryota; Fungi; Basidiomycota; Agaricomycetes; Polyporales; Epitheliaceae
Exons: 2
Coding region: 1-1170 (389 amino acids)
Molecular function (GO): thiosulfate-cyanide sulfurtransferase activity
Source: RefSeq, a predicted model, not a curated record
AUGUCGUAUGAGCAGGACCAGCGACCGCUAUCUGGCACGUACACGUCUCGCUCGACCAGCACUUAUGGCCAAGUCAUCCCAAGACGAUCUUCAUUCGAACAUGCUUUGAUUCCCUCUUACCACUCUCAGUCCCGCUCGCGGAGUGCCACCACCUCGCGCAGCCCCAUGCGUGAUCAAGCAGCGCAGACAAUCGUCAUCCGCGCCCUACGUAACGCCGAGGUCGUCGACGGCACCAAGUGCGGUGUCAUCUUCACUCUACCACACCACGCCGGGGAACAAUUUCUCAAGGCGAUCGCCUCGCACAUGCGCCGUGCAAUGCUUCUCCACGCCCCACCCCCCGGGACCGUCCACCUCCAUCCGACCGUAUCCCCGAGCGCGCUCUCUGGCGUCUCAACGGGGCGCUACCUCUUCAUCCUCGCCCAGCCCUCGACUGGUCCCCCCGGCACGCUGAGCCCGCUGCUCGUCUGCUCCUCCAGCGCCGAGCUCGCCGACCGAUGCGGGACCCUCCUCCACGCGAAGCUGCUCUCGCGCGUCGCGCGCGCCGACGCCCGCCACGGCCGCUGGGGCGCGCUCAUCCGCGACCUCGGCGCGCUCGCCCCCGACUCCCCCCUCGCCGGCGGCGGCGACGACGAGGCCGCGGUGCGCGACGCGGUGCGCAAGGCCGCGCGCGCCCCCCUCGAGCCGUUCAUGGCCCCGCCCGGGUCGCGCUCGAUCGCGCUCGUGCUCGCGGACGCGCGCGCGCGCCUGCAGCGCCUGCCGCCCGCGGACGCGCUCGCGGAGCUGCAGCAGUCCGUGCCGCUCUACCCGGUCGUGCUCGUCGACAUCCGGCCCGAGGCGCAGCGCGCGAAGGAGGGCUGGAUCGAGGGCGCGCUCGCCGUCGAGCGCAACGUGCUCGAGUGGCGGUUCGACCCGCGGUGCGCGGCGCGGCUGACGAUCGCGGACCGGUUCGACUUGAAGGUGAUCGUGAUGUGCCAGGAGGGGUUCACGAGCAGCCUGGCGGCGGCGGCGCUGCACGAUAUCGGGCUGCUGAACGCGACGGACAUCAUUGGGGGGUACGCGGCGUGGCGCGCGGCUGGGUUGCCGGAAGUGGUGGAGACGUCGUCCACGGCGCCGCCCACUGAGGUGGGGGUGUCGGUGCCGAUUGAGCACGAGGGCGGAGGGAUAGAGUAG